This is a messenger RNA of Amoebophrya sp. A25, 393 nucleotides long. Lineage: Eukaryota; Dinophyceae; Syndiniales; Amoebophryaceae. The record is from the annotation of a GenBank genome assembly.
GAAAUAAAACCGCUUUACCUAAGGCACGACCAUCCUGGAGCCUCUGAUAUAUUGGAAAGCAAUUUAGUACAGAAGAACCCGUUUCCUUUUGACAUUCAUCAACCGGGACACCAGUCGAGCAUAAAGGAGAGAGUGAAAGCGUUUAUCUCUGGUAGAGGAACGAGCUACGAUGCGGCUGUGAAAUAUAUGGCCUCCUUCUUUGCAUUUUGGGCCCUUAAAUUCUACCAACUUGUUGCAGAACAAGCAGCUGAACAUGAUGUAGCCGCGGUGCGGCUUCUGCAGAGGAUUCGAACUUGGUAUCACAUCCUCCAUGAUUGGCGAACAUCGGAGAAUUCGGAGGAAAAUGAUUUUGUAGAAAGAAUGGCUUCAUCCAGCAAUGAUCCGUUUCUUCUU